GUGUGCGUAGCGGAUCUCCAGCGACCGGCUAAUGCGCAUGUACAACACGCAGUAGGCUGGAAAUCACUCACACACCAAGCACAGAAACAUUAGUCGGUUGGGUUCUGGAAACAGAUGAAAAUUAUUUCCCUUCAAAGCGAGAGAGCCUUUGUGUGUUGUCUGACCUGUCAUAAGUGGCCAAAGUUUUGCAUUAGCUCCCAACGGCUGCACAACAGUUUGCGUUCCAUCAGUUUGAAUCGUCCUUCGAGUGAAAGAGCGAAAUAUUUAACAAUCUAUCUCAUCCGUUCAGUGUCAGUGUCCAGUUAAUAUUUAAACUAGUGAAAAAAAAAACAUGGAUAGUUUUUUGGUAGACUCCGAUAGUGCCACAGUAAUUCCGAAGGACCUAGGCGAAAUGCCGAAGGAACAGUUUGCCAAUGCAGAUCUCUUUUCGGACCACUCCCGUUUUCCAUCAUCAAACGAGGAAAAAACUGACAUUUCGCAAAAGUUCUCAGCCGAGGACGAUUUGCUGGGGCAUUCAUUUUCCAUGCCACCGAAGCCUGUGCCGGACUAUAAAAUGUUAACGCAUGAAAAAGAUACCUUCGAUGAUUUCUUUCUUGAGGCAGAGACCAAGAAAACCACGGAGCCUGCAACGGCUGACAUCAACACACUCCUGGAUAUCGGUGCACCUGAUUUCUUGGAGCCGCAGAAGAAACCAAACAACGACGCAAAGCAAGAGAAGCAAAUCUUCACCGAUUCCGCUCCAUUCGGCGCCGGUCCAGACGAACCGAUCCAAGCGGCGAAGAAUGAUAUCGAAAGUGACUACAUGAAUCCGUAUGCCGAGGUUCGUUCGAACACAACCGCACAGAGCCAAAAGCAUGAAGAGCCCUCUGCUGGUUCUAAUCCUUCUUCCGAUAGUGUUGAAAAAGAAGAUAUUUUCAGUGCAUUUGCCAGUCACAACAAAAAAGAUCAUUUCGUGGAGCCUCAUUUUGAAGACUCAUCAUCAGCUGGUUCCAAUGUGGCUGCCGCCGCUGCUGUUGUUGCUCCUCCCGAACCACCUGCACCAGUUGCAGUUCCCCCUCCUACUCCGGCUGUCACCGAAAAUGUGACUCCUCCAAAACCGGUGGCUCCAGUGAAGCAACCCUCACAGGAAAAACCAAAACCGGCAGAAUCCAGCGAACAAUGUAUACAGGCGGAGAAGCUCUUCAAACAAUUUGGUUUGGAUGCUUGGUUCAAACCGGAAAAAUUGCACCCAAAAGUGGAAUCCCUGAUCUAUUGGCGCGAUGUGAAGAAAUCUGCAAUCGUGGCCGGCAGUGGCCUAACCAUCCUGCUCGCCAUGUCACUGUUCUCGCUGAUCAGUGUGUUCUCGUACGUCUCGCUGCUGGUCUUGUUCGGAACCGUUUCGUUCCGGAUCUAUAAGAACGUACUGCAAGCAGUACAGAAGACUUCCGAAGGACAUCCGUUCAAGGAAUACCUCGACAUUGACUUGACCCUAUCGCAGGAAAAGGUUCAACAGUUGACCACGGUCGCUGUAGCACAUGCCAAUGCACUGCUGUCGGAGUUACGUCGUCUAUUCCUGGUGGAAGAUUUGGUCGACUCCAUUAAGUUCGGCGUUGUCCUUUACUGCUUAACUUAUGUCGGUGCCAUCUUCAACGGAAUGACGUGCGUCAUAAUUGCAUUCGUUGCACUAUUCACCUUACCAAAGGUCUACGAAAAUAACAAACAGUCGAUUGAUGCGUAUUUGGAACUGGUCAGAAGCAAAAUUCUGGAAAUUACCGAGAAAGUAAAAGCGGCCGUUCCUCUGGGCAAGAAAGUCGAAUCCGACAAGGAAAAAUAAGUUGAUAGCAUGUAAUUGUAAAAGAACCUUUUUAUUUUUUUAUUUAUUUAACUUGAUUACUCUUAAAACAAGGGAAAAAAGCUAAUGCAACCAACCACAAAAUAAGAUGUGCAACAAUGACGAAUGAUAUAUCGAAUAUUUGUUUUUUUUUCAUACUGAUUCGAUGGAAAUAUAUCCGUUUUAAAAUCCAGUACUAUUGACCCAUGGAUUCUAGAUAAAGGAACUACUACCUACUGUUUGCUAGGAGAACCAUGUUGACCGACUCUAAAAAUAAUAAAUAAAUGAAGAACAAAUCGAUUUCUCUUUCCGUUCGAAUAGAUUUGAUUGCUGUGAUUGUUGGAUGAGAUCCACGAACAUACACGCAUACUGUCUCUCUUUCACUCACACCUACACACACACAUACAUUUUCAGAGGAAAUAAAAGCAUAUAGUCAUAACAAUAGAACUAUUUCAAACAGUAAAACGGAUGGAAAACCUGAGAUUAGCAGUUAGUAACAAAUUAAUGAAAUGGACACUCGGCGGAGUCAGUAAUGAGAAGCAGUGAUCGAACCGAAAUCAACGUUGUAACUGCAAUAAUACGAAAAAAAGAUCACACACACAGAUUGUUUGGAGUUUCAUUCGAACUCAUUUGAAAUCAUUCACUCGAAUCGACAAGCAAAAAGUAACACCAUAAAAUUUUCUAUUUUGUAUGUUUGGUUACAUCGAAAAAGUAUUAAUGAGAGAAAAACGGAAAGUGUCCCGCAGUUUAUUUUUUCCUCUAGCUGCUGUGUCGUUUUUUUUUAAUUGUCUCUGCUGUUUUUUCGCCACGCCCUGUGUUUGCGACUUUUGUUUUUUUUUCUUGUGAUUGUCUAGCCUAUCUUCCGUAGCAGAAAGGGAAAGUAGAUCCCGGGAGGAGUGAGCGGAGGUAAUCCGAAACUUUGCGACGAAGUGACGUUCGAAUUUAACUUAUAAUUUCCGGUUUCGUCGUCGUCGUCGUCCGAGAAAACCUUAAUGCAAAAUGAGGAAAGCAAAAAUCGCUUUAAAUAUGUGUAAAGCACGUGAAAACAAACAAACAAACAAAAAAAAUGCUAUAUUCAUAUUAUAUUCGUCUAUAGGUAAGGCUUGUUUGAAGUGACGCUAAGACAUGAAUUAAAAAUAUACAAAAAAAAAAACCUACCACUUCUCGUCAAAUCGUUUUUAGCCUUUAAUUAUGUUGAAGUUGAGCAUUAUUUAACCAAAAGAGAGGAAAAUAUCGAAUCUUUUUCGUUACUCGUUAUUGCGUAAGAGUUUGUUUUUAGCCUACCUUUUAAGCAAGCGACCAUUUUUUCGAUUCACCUUUUUCUAGAAGUAAAUUGGAGGAAGAAAAUCAAAUAAAUGAAAUAAACACAAAAAAAGGACGUGUAGCAUUGUUCAUGACUACUUCAUAAUAAGCAAGCACAUACACGAAACAAAACAAGGAUUGCUUACAAAUAAACAAAAAAAAAUCUUUAUUAUUAUUAUUAUGACUUAUUAAAAGAUGCGAUAGUAAGAAAGUAAGUGAAAAAUUGUCAUCAAUGCAAGAAAAACUGAAAAAUAAAUAAUAAAAUGAAGAACCACUAUAAAACGACGUAGCUCCA
This is a messenger RNA of Malaya genurostris, 3407 nucleotides long. It is a transcript of the gene Rtnl1, whose product is annotated as reticulon-1-A. NCBI's taxonomy places the organism in Eukaryota, Metazoa, Arthropoda, Insecta, Diptera, Culicidae. The transcript has 6 exons. The coding region runs from base 332 to 1813 and encodes 493 amino acids. The record is from RefSeq and is a predicted model, not a curated record.